AAGGGGCUUGGUCCUGUGCCCGCGCCCCGUGAACGCGCAUCAAAUUAGCACCGAUGAAGUUUGUGCGACAUGGCGGAUUUCCUGCCGACCAGGUCCGUGCUAAAAGUUUGUCUACCUGUCUGCCUGCUUAACAGCGGCGAGUCGGAACAGCUGCGAAAGUCUAAGGAGAUCGACAGAUGUCUCUCCCGCGAGAAAACAUAUGUGAAGCGGUUAGUAAAGAUCCUGUUGCUCGGCGCUGGCGAGAGCGGCAAGUCGACUUUCCUCAAACAAAUGCGGAUCAUUCACGGCCAGGACUUCGACCAGCAAGCCCGAGAGGAGUUCAGAGCCACGAUCUACAGCAACGUUAUCAAAGGUAUACGUGUAAUGGUAGAUGCUCGAGAAAAGCUGCACAUCCCAUGGGGCGACCCGGACAAUCAGAAACAUGGAAACAAUGUCAUGGCAUUCGACACCCGUUCAGCUAUGAUGGCCAGAGGACAGCUGGGCACAUCUGUAUUCCUGCAGUACCUGCCUUCUAUCAAAGCUCUGUGGGCAGACUCAGGUAUACAGAAUGCCUAUGAUCGCCGCAGAGAAUUUCAGCUGGGUGAGUCCGUGAAGCAUUUCUUGGAUAAUCUGGAUAAGCUUGGCGAGCUGAACUAUAUUCCCAGUCAACAGGACAUCCUGCUCGCCCGUAAGCCCACCAAAGGAAUCCAUGAGUAUGACUUUGAAAUUAAGAAUGUUCCCUUCAAGAUGGUGGAUGUAGGCGGGCAGAGGUCAGAGCGGAGGCGCUGGUUCGAGUGUUUUGACUCGGUCACCUCCAUCCUGUUUCUAGUCUCCUCCUCUGAAUACGAUCAGGUGCUGAUGGAGGACAGGCAGACCAAUCGAUUGUGUGAAUCGCUUAACAUAUUUGAGACCAUUGUGAACAACCGUGUUUUUGUUAACGUCUCCAUCAUCCUUUUCCUCAACAAAACUGACCUGCUGGAAGAGAAGGUGAAGAUUGUUCCACUUAAGGACUACUUUCCUGACUACGAUGGGCCAGAGCACAGUCUGCCUGACAUCCAGGCGUUCAUGGUAGAAUGCUUCCGGGCCAAGAGACGUGACACCACCCAGAAGCCACUGUAUCACCACUUCACCACAGCCAUCAACACGGAGAACAUCAGGCUGGUGUUCCGAGACGUCAAGGACACCAUCUUGCAUGACAACCUCAAACAACUCAUGCUUCAAUGACCUGUGUUCACCUGUGAAACUAGAGAACGUGAAUAGGGACAAACCGUUCCUCCUAUCUUCAAAGGGGACUCUGGGAGGAGAGAAGCAGUCUCAGAAGAAUCCAGUAGAUGUCAGCGUUAUUCAGUCAUUUUUAUUUUAGUUUUUACACUCCUUUUGAAAAGUCAGUCACCUUCAGGGAUUGGUCAGGGAAUGAGUCAGUAAAGGAGACUGUGGUGGAUAAAGGUAAAAUGACAAACUGAGGGUUUGGAUGGUAGAUGGCAUCUGAUUGCUGCUGCUUUGUCUUGAAACAGCUUAUCUAGGAUUUGCUUUACAGUACAGACUUUGAGUCCAUCACCAGCAUGUUCUGGGUUUUGGAAACCAGCAAAACGUUUUAACAAAAAAGCAAAAUUGCAGGUAAACCACUUUCUAAGCAGCCACCACAGGAAAUGACCACAAAGCACAACAUUGACGGUAAAAAAAAUGAGCCACGAUUAUCUGUGUCAGAGAUACUUAGCCAGUCUUUGUGUUGAUUCUUGUGAGUCAAAGAUUUGUAUUAAUUCCUUUGCCAUCUCCAGUGCAACCUUGUGAACAUCUUUGUGUAUCUACCUGUUGUCUAUAAAGGUUUAAGAAAUAGGCUGGGUGCUCAGUCUUCAACUCUUUGUUGCUUUUUCAGGCAACCGUUUGGCAGCACCAUGCUGUCCUUUAUUCCAUUUCGCUUGGGUUAUAAUCUGCAGAAUGAAAUGUAGAGGCAAAGUAGGCUUUGCCUGGAAAACAUCACAUUUGUAAAUGGAGAAAGAGUUGAAACUGUAAGAGAUUUAACAUCAUAUCACAAACCCCAGCAGCCACACAAUUUCUGUGAAGAAGGCGCAGCAUUUAGUGCCGGUCCACAUUGUCUUACAAGCAAUCAUAGUCCGAUUUCUUUUUGACUAAUUCCUUUCCUACAGAAGUGAUGCCUGUGCUCUAAGGCAAGUUGUCCUUUUUCUUUAAUUGUUUUCAGUUGGCACAUCAGGCAGUUGUGGCAGCAGUCCACUAUUUUCUCAGGGUUAAAUGCAAACCGAUGUUAAUAGUGAUGUCAUUUUUAGAAAAAUAGCUGAAUAACAUAAUUUUGAGUGGCACCACAGUGAGACUCGGUUAAAGUGAGCAAGGCGAUGUUCGCUUCACUAAGUGGCCCUGAACUGCAAUAUAAGACCAGAAAUGCAUUGUCCACUGGAUGCCAGGUAAAGGGACAGACCUCACAUGUCUGCCUAAAUACUGAGUGUCUGUUAAAAUGUAUAUUUAAUUUCUUUAAAUUCUCUGGUUAUACUGUAAUCACCAUUGAUGAAGUGAGAUGCAAGAGAAUCUCUGGGUUGCUGAUGAGUUGUCUUUCCAGACAUGUUGCAGAUGCCAUCUUGUGGGGGUUUUUAAAAGUAAAUGACAGUAAAACAAAUAUUAUGAUUGGAAUUGAAAUUCAUCAGAGUCUAUUGUAAGAAGCCAAUCUUUGUUAAGGGACUGCUAAAAUCUGAUUCUCUGCCAAAACACUGCAUUCUUUCUUGUAGUUUUCCUGUCAAAAGUAAUGCUCUUGUGUGCUUCAGUGAGCUUCCUGUCUAUGGUCUGUACAUACUGUUACCUGUUGACAUGUAAAUAAUAUUUAGGUUUAUCUCCUUAUAUGUAAAUGGAUGUAGAAAUGGCUGUUUUCCACUGAAUGUGUUCAAAUCACUGCUUUUUUCAAUGAAGAUGGCUUUUCAUGUAGAUGUGUUUUUGUGUAACUUUUACAUUGCCUUUUUGAAAAUCAUUCCUGUGUCAAGUCUCAUACCACUCUAACCCUCUCAAUAAAUACUUUUCUAAUGAAA
This is a messenger RNA of Cynoglossus semilaevis (tongue sole), 3011 nucleotides long. Its product is annotated as guanine nucleotide-binding protein subunit alpha-13-like. The coding region runs from base 70 to 1203 and encodes 377 amino acids. The record is from RefSeq and is a predicted model, not a curated record. Gene Ontology annotation, cellular component: brush border membrane; cytoplasm; heterotrimeric G-protein complex. The transcript is spliced from 5 exons. Gene Ontology annotation, molecular function: guanyl nucleotide binding; G-protein beta/gamma-subunit complex binding; GTPase activity. Gene Ontology annotation, biological process: adenylate cyclase-activating G protein-coupled receptor signaling pathway; Rho protein signal transduction. Lineage: Eukaryota; Metazoa; Chordata; Actinopteri; Pleuronectiformes; Cynoglossidae.